This is a messenger RNA of Aureobasidium pullulans EXF-150, 1557 nucleotides long. RefSeq names its product general substrate transporter. Gene Ontology annotation, molecular function: carbohydrate:proton symporter activity. The record is from RefSeq and is a predicted model, not a curated record. Gene Ontology annotation, cellular component: membrane. Gene Ontology annotation, biological process: transmembrane transport; carbohydrate transport. Bases 14 to 1468 code for a protein of 484 amino acids. NCBI's taxonomy places the organism in Eukaryota, Fungi, Ascomycota, Dothideomycetes, Dothideales, Saccotheciaceae. The transcript is spliced from 2 exons.
AGCAGCAUCAUGCAUGGUUCUCUACGGUUAUGAUGCAUCCGUCUUCAAUGCUGUACAGGGAUCCAAGCACUGGGUCGCUUACUUUGACAAGCCCAGUCUCCAAACCAUUGGUGCCAUCAACACUGCUUACACUGUCGGAGCUAUCGUCGCUGGUUGGUUCAUGGGUGGACCCAUUGCUGAUUACUUCGGUCGUCGUGUUGGUAUGGCUUCCGGUGCCACCCUCGUUAUCAUCGCCACAUUCAUCCAGACCUUCACACCUCGUCACAACCUAGCAUGCUACAUCGUCGGUCGUGUCGUUGUCGGUCUCGGACAAGGUCUUGCUCUGACUGCCGGACCCAUCUACAUUGGAGAACUCGCUCCCUCGGAGAUUCGUGGAAAGAUCAUGUCUUUCUGGCAGAUGUUCUACAGUGUCGGUUCCUUCAUCGCCUACUGGGUCAACUUUGCUUGCUCGAAGCACAGAGCCGAACUUGGCGAGUGGGACUGGAGAAUGGUCACCAUCUUCCAACUCCUCAUGCCCGUCCUCAUCCUGUCUCAAGUCUUCUUCAUCCCCGAGACCCCUAGAUGGUACCUCCAGCACGGUGACGACGGCACCAAGGCCAAGCAAUCCUUGAUGAAGGUCCGCGACACCGAGCAAGAAGUCGACGAUGAAAUUCUCAUGAUCAAGGAAGCCCUCGAGUUCGAAAAGGAAGCCAUCUCCAGCUCAUACUCUGCCCUCUGGAAGGACCCUUCAGUCCGCAAGCGUCUGCUUCUCGCAUUCGUCCUCAACGCCGGUCAACAGAUUACAGGUCAAGGCACACUCAACACCUACAGCACAAUCAUCUACAAAAAGGUCUUCGCCAGCGACUCCACCAUCGCCCUCAUCAACGCCCUCAACGCCACCUUCGCCAUCUUCUUCACCAUGAACGCCACCUGGACCGUCGACCGCUUCGGCAGAAAAUUCCUCCUCAUCAUCGGUGCCCUGGGCAUGGCAAUGUGCAUGGUCAUCGUCGCAGCCGUGGUGACAGAAACACCCGGCGGCAACACAAAAUCCGAGCCCGUGGGUAUCGCCGUGGUCUUCCUACUCUUCCUCUUCGCCUUCUUCUACAAGCCUUCAUGGGGCGCCACGGUCUGGAUCUGGACGGCGGAGAUUUUCUCCAUGAACGUCCGCGCUCAAGCUGUCGGUAUGGCUUCACAGACGCAGAAUGUUGCCAACCUUAUCGUCCAACAGUUCUUCCCCACUUUCUUGAACAACUGCGGUUUCUACGCUUUCUACAUGUUUGCCGGAAUCAACUUGUUGCUUGCGGUGUUUGUCUGGUUCUGCAUUCCCGAGACCAAGAACGUUACGUUGGAAGAGAUUGACACUCUGUUCGGUGGUCAGAACCACGUGGAGAAGGGUGGAGACAUGAUGGGUGUCAUCGAUGCCAGACACGCCGAGGGAGAGAAAUUCGGAGUCGAGCACAUUGAUGAGAUCAGAGAAGACAGAAGAUGAUUGUGAUGUAUAUAUUGGUUGUUUAUGAUGGACAUGAUGGUUUUUUUUGCUUUGAUAUCCCAGAGUGUUUGAUACUGUCAAGCAUCGCA